Messenger RNA from Neoarius graeffei (lesser salmon catfish), 1480 nucleotides. It is a transcript of the gene gsk3ba, whose product is annotated as glycogen synthase kinase 3 beta, genome duplicate a. The transcript is spliced from 11 exons. Bases 15 to 1292 code for a protein of 425 amino acids. Gene Ontology annotation, biological process: regulation of neuron projection development; protein phosphorylation; extrinsic apoptotic signaling pathway in absence of ligand. NCBI's taxonomy places the organism in Eukaryota, Metazoa, Chordata, Actinopteri, Siluriformes, Ariidae. The record is from RefSeq and is a predicted model, not a curated record. Gene Ontology annotation, cellular component: nucleus; beta-catenin destruction complex; cytosol. Gene Ontology annotation, molecular function: ATP binding; beta-catenin binding; protein serine/threonine kinase activity.
CGUGGGGGAGGAGGAUGUCUGGUCGGCCCAGGACCACGUCGUUCGCGGAGAGCUGCAAACCCGUGGCUCAGCCUUCAGCCUUCGGCAGCAUGAAAGUCAGCAGAGAUAAGGAUGGCGGCAAGGUGACGUCCGUGAUGGCGACUCCGGGUCAGGGUCCCGAUCGGCCUCAGGAGGUCAGCUACACGGACACGAAGGUGAUCGGGAACGGCUCGUUCGGCGUCGUCUACCAGGCCAAGCUGUGCGAGUCGGGAGAGCUGGUGGCCAUCAAGAAGGUCCUGCAGGACAAGAGGUUUAAGAACCGUGAGCUGCAGAUCAUGAGGAAGCUGGACCACUGCAACAUUGUCCGUCUCCGAUACUUCUUCUACUCCAGCGGGGACAAGAAGGACGAGGUGUAUCUGAACCUGGUGCUGGACUACGUCCCCGAGACUGUGUACAGAGUCGCCAGACACUACAGCCGAGCCAAACAGACCCUCCCCAUGGUUUACGUCAAGUUGUACAUGUAUCAGCUCUUCAGAAGCCUGGCCUACAUCCAUUCGUUUGGAAUCUGCCAUCGAGACAUCAAACCCCAGAACCUGCUGCUGGACCCUGAGACUGCUGUGCUCAAACUGUGUGACUUCGGCAGUGCGAAGCAGCUGGUCCGUGGAGAACCAAACGUGUCCUACAUCUGCUCGCGGUACUACAGAGCUCCUGAACUCAUCUUCGGAGCCACGGACUACACCUCCAGCAUAGACGUGUGGUCAGCAGGCUGUGUGCUGGCUGAGCUGUUGCUAGGGCAACCGAUUUUCCCUGGUGACAGCGGAGUGGAUCAGCUGGUGGAGAUCAUCAAGGUUUUGGGCACACCCACCCGUGAGCAGAUACGAGAGAUGAACCCCAAUUACACAGAGUUCAAGUUUCCUCAGAUAAAGGCCCACCCAUGGACUAAGGUGAGUCAACAGGUGUUCCGGCCACGCACACCUCCUGAAGCCAUCGCUCUGUGCUCUCGUCUGUUGGAGUACACGCCCACGGCUCGGCUCACGCCGCUCGAGGCCUGCGCGCACUCCUUCUUUGACGAGCUGAGAGACCCGAACAUCAAACUGCCCAAUGGGAGGGAGAAGCCAUCGCUGUUCAACUUCACCACUCAAGAAUUGUCCAGUAACCCGUCCUUGGCCACCAUCUUGAUUCCUGCUCAUGCACGUAAUCAAGCAGGUGCCUCCACCCCCACCAACGCCUCCAGCACUACAGAUGCCAACAGUGGAGAACGUGGGCAGACCACCAAUGCAGCUUCUGCCUCCGCCUCCAACGCCUCCACCUGAGUGUCCCAGCCGUUCACCCAUCCGGAAGACGCCCCGCCCAUUCUCCAGAUCAGUGGGCGGGGUUUAGACCAUCCAGCCACAACACUUCUUCUUCAUGAAACUGCAAGAGCCAAACCAUAAUUUCAGCACCAACCAGAGUUCCCAGACAUGUACAGAACCGCAGUCGUGAAAAAAGAGAGAGAGAGAGA